Exophiala viscosa is the source of this 2670-nucleotide messenger RNA. Its product is annotated as protein sey1. Gene Ontology annotation, molecular function: GTPase activity; GTP binding. Gene Ontology annotation, cellular component: endoplasmic reticulum. The transcript has 3 exons. Gene Ontology annotation, biological process: endoplasmic reticulum membrane fusion. Bases 1 to 2670 code for a protein of 889 amino acids. The record is from RefSeq and is a predicted model, not a curated record. Lineage: Eukaryota; Fungi; Ascomycota; Eurotiomycetes; Chaetothyriales; Herpotrichiellaceae.
AUGUCGACACCAACCUCGAAUCUCUCUCCGCCAUCUGGGUCGCGAGCAUCCUCGACAUCUUCUCAUCGACCUUCCGUUGCACAACGAUCGUACACCGCCCCGGACAAGAUGGCGAACGGCCACUUCGCGUCCACAGGACAGAAUGGGACUGCCAAUUUCGAGCAUGGCGUCCAGGUUAUAGACGAGGACAAAGAAUUCAAUCACGAUGUGUCCAAAUAUCUCGACUACACCGGCGUCUCGCGUGCCGGUUUCAAUUACCACCUAAUAUCUGUGUUCGGAUCGCAGUCGACCGGCAAGUCCACCCUUCUCAAUGCCCUUUUCGGCACCGACUUCUCCGUCAUGGCAGAAUCGGAACGACGACAGACAACAAAAGGAAUAUGGCUUUCCAAGAACAAAACGACCCUCGCGGAAAUGGCGGACAAUCUCCUGGUCAUGGACGUGGAAGGUACCGACGGACGCGAAAGGGGCGAGGACCAGGACUUCGAAAGGAAGAGCUCGUUGUUUGCGCUCGCGACCAGUGAGGUGUUGAUGGUGAAUAUCUGGGAACAUCAGGUCGGGUUAUAUCAGGGUGCCAACAUGGGUUUGCUGAAGACGGUAUUCGAAGUCAACCUUCAGCUGUUCUUGAAGGACAAAAAAUCCACGUCGAGGAGCUUGCUGUAUUUUGUUAUUCGAGAUUUUCUGGGGACAACACCACUACAAAAUCUGCGGAAUACGUUGAUGCAGGACAUGGGUCGCAUUUGGUCCAGUCUUUCCAAGCCGCCGGGUUUGGAGAAGAGCAGUAUUGACGAUUACUUCGACUUCGCGUUUACGGCACUUCCUCACAAGCUAUAUCAGCCAGACCAAUUCAAGGCCGAGGUUGCAAAGAUGGCUACUCGCUUCCGAGAAGGACACCGCGAUCGUCGAAGAGAUGCGCUACUGGGCGAAUUUGAGGGUGGCGUGUUUCUCCCUGAAUACCAUCGCAGAAUCCCGGCCGACGGUUUUGCUCACUAUGCUGAGGGCAUCUGGGACCAAAUCGUGAACAACAAAGAUCUAGACCUUCCCACGCAGCAGGAGUUGCUGGCUCAAUUUAGAUGCGACGAAAUUAUGAGGGAGGUCAUGGUCGCUUUCGACGAGACGAUAACGCCCUACGAGACACAACAAGGCGAUGCAACCAAGACUGGCACAGCAGAGGUCAUCCCUGGACUUGGGACUGCCAUGAAAUCAGCCCGUGCCGAGGCUGUGAAGAACUUCGAAACAGAGGCAAGCAGAUACCACAAAGGCGUCUAUCAAAGAAAGCGAACCGAGCUCGAAAGCAAAAUUGAUUCGAGACUCAAGGCUCUUUUUGCUGGUCAACUCACCGCGGCACACAAGGAUGGUGUUCAACAGUUCUCUGAUGCCGUUAGUGGCGCAGUCAAGGCAGGUCAGAAGAAGGGCGCCUCGUAUGACUUUGCCGAGAUUGUCAACGAGCAGAAGAAGAUCGCUUUGGGGAAGUUUGAAAGACAAGCCAAAGAAACCGUCAUCGAAGGCCUGACAUGGUCCAAUUACAAACAGGAGAUGACCUUGUAUCAGAAAGACCUGGACAAGAUCUCGGGUCAACUGCGCCGUGAUGAAAUGCGCCGUUUGGCCACACGUGUCGAGCGAUGGGUUCGAAGUAAAUUGAGCGACAGUAUCGGCUUGGAGUUCAAUGCGCUAGGGUCUGGUCGCGGUGGCUCUGGAGCUCCAGAGGAUGGAGAAAAGCCUUCAGAACAGCGGAUAUGGGAUCGAAUCUGGAACUUGUUCACUUCUACUGUACAAGAGGCCGAGAAACGAUUCUCCGACCGAGCUGCUUCGUUCGACGCUAGUGCCGAGGAGGUCGAAGUGGGCAUUUGGCGCUUACGACGGAAAUCUUGGGGCGUGUUGCGGUCCAAGAUUGAUGAAGAAAUGAUGGAAGGUAAUCUCUUGUUGAAACUUCGCGAGAAUUUCGAAGACAAGUUCCGGUACGACGAAGCGGGUGUUCCGCGGAUAUGGCGCCCCACAGACGAUAUCGAGGGCAUUUAUACUAAGGCCCGAGAAAGCACGUUGACGCUCAUACCCUUACUCGCGCGAUUCCGACAUUCGCAAACUGGUGCACCUCCGCCGCUGGACCGAUGGAUUGGACCAAUGCCAGUGGGAGCCACCCCAGCGGACGAAGAGGACCUGACACCAAUUGGAGGUGUGGACGAGGACGAAGGCAAAAGUCUGGAGGAAGAAACCACGAUACUCAACGAGCCCAAGCGUCAGGACUUGACUGUGAGAUUCAAGAAGGCUGCCGAUGGGGUGUACGUGGAAGCCAAGCGUAGUGCGAUUGGUGGAAUGACCCAAGUACCCCUUUAUUUCUACGGUCUACUGCUUGCGCUGGGGUGGAACGAGAUCGUGGCAGUCCUUCGCAAUCCAGUCUACUUCUUGUUCCUCAUCCUCGUCGCGAUUGGGGCGUACGUCACGUAUACCUUGAAUCUGUGGGGUCCUAUGUACCAGAUGGCCAAUGCUGCCUCGUCACAAGCUAUGGUCGAGGGCAAGAAGCGGCUUCGUGACUUCUUGGACGAAAGUCCCGCUGCUCGACAAGCAGUCGCCAUGACGACCGGCCGGGACGAGUAUGAGUUGCAAUCCAUGAGUUCUAGACGGGCGACCAAGGAGAAGUCGGACGGUGCGGAAGAUGACGAUGAGGAGAUCUGA